AUGGGGAAGAGUUCUCUCUCUCUCCCCUCCCCGUCCUAUAAUAAUCCGAUUUCUCGCCCUUCGCCGCCAAGGUCGCUUUUCCUUCGAGUCAACUCGCCUCUGACCGAGGCCGGUUCUCCCGCGCUCGUUUGGACGGAGCGAGCGAGCGAGCGAGCGAGCUGCGAAGGGCGUUUGCCUGGCAAGGACGCCCGCCUGGCAGCUGCAGGGAGCCGCGGUCAGCUAAGGACGACGACGUCCGUCGAAAACGGGAGGAACUGCCGUCGGGAGGCGGAGGAGCGGCUGAUGCGCUUGCGCGGGAAGGGCCACGAUCCCCUUCAGGCUCCCCCGGGAGUCAACGCCGCAGGGACGCGUCCUGCCCAGAAAAAGGGGUUCCCCUGUAAGAGAGAGAGAGAGAGAUUUCGGGGAGACAGAAAGUGGCCGGCACUGUUUCCGAAAUUUGAGGAAGUGCGCUACCAAUCAAUAACCCCCGGAGACGGAGGUGUGGGAGUAGAUCUAAGUAGGAAUAGUAGCAGCAGCAGUCGCGGCCUCCGGCAGAAGUCGGCUCAGCUGGAAAGCCGAGGACCGCUCAGGCUCCAGACGCGCCCACUCGCCAGUCCCAGUUCCCGAGCUGCUCGCCGUCUCUCUUUGACUGACUCCAGAGGGCCCGGGGGCGUCGGCGGCUGGGGUGGCGGCUACGGCCUGAGCAUGUUCGCGGUGCAGACGGCCCCCCAGCCGGACCCUUGCUACGACGAGAACGGGCAGCCGCGGCGCUGCAUCCCGGACUUCGUCAACGCCGCCUUCGGCAAGGAGGUGAAGGUGUCGAGCACGUGCGGCCGCCCCCCGGGGCGCUACUGCGUGCUGGCCGAGAAGGGCGAGGAGCGGAGCCGCACGUGCCACCUGUGCGACGCGGGCGACCCCAAGCGCGCCCACCCGGCCGCCUACCUGACGGACCUCAACAACCCGCACAACCUGACCUGCUGGCAGUCGGAGGCCUUCGUGCAGCACCCGCUCAACGUGACGCUGGCGCUGGCCCUGGGCAAGAAGUUCGAGGUGACCUACGUCAGCCUGCAGUUCUGCUCGCCGCGCCCGGAGUCCAUGGCCAUCUUCAAGUCCAUGGACGGCGGCAAGAGCUGGGUGCCCUUCCAGUUCUACUCCACGCAGUGCCGCAAGAUGUACAACAAGCCCAGCCGCGCCGCCAUCACCAAGCAGAACGAGCAGGAGGCCAUCUGCACCGACUCGCACACCGACAUGCGGCCCCUGGCCGGCGGCCUCAUCGCCUUCAGCACCCUCGACGGGCGGCCCUCGGCCCACGACUUCGACAACUCGCCCGUCCUGCAGGACUGGGUCACGGCCACCGACAUCAAGGUGGUCUUCAGCCGCCUCCACACCUUCGGCGACGAGAACGAGGACGACUCCGAGCUGGCCCGCGACUCCUACUACUACGCCGUCUCCGACCUGCAGGUGGGCGGCCGCUGCAAGUGCAACGGGCACGCCUCGCGCUGCGUGCGCGACCGCGACGACCACCUGGUCUGCGACUGCAAGCACAACACGGCCGGGCCCGAGUGCGACCGCUGCAAGCCCUUCCACUACGACCGGCCCUGGCUGAGGGCCACCCCUCCGCCUGACCCCAAAUGUGUGGCUAGUAGCUACUGGCUACCCUUAGUUGUGGCCAUGGCGACUGAGUCUUAA
Pogona vitticeps (central bearded dragon) is the source of this 1668-nucleotide messenger RNA. The record is from RefSeq and is a predicted model, not a curated record. NCBI's taxonomy places the organism in Eukaryota, Metazoa, Chordata, Lepidosauria, Squamata, Agamidae.